ACCCCUAUAGGUGCCCAGUCACUCAUCCCUGGAGCCAUGCCCAGGUGCGCAGGGACGCCCCUUGCCCUGGCAGACACCCUUUGCAUACACAGACCCGCGCGCCGCCGACACACCUCGGAGCUCCCGGAGCGCGCCCAGCACUCAGGGCUCAGCGGCAGGUGCCUCGCCGCGCAGACUCGCCGGGCGCGGGGACCGGCUCCGGCGCGGGGCCGGCUGGGGCGGGGCGGUGGCGCGCGUUCCCCGCCGGCCACACGGGCCGCCCUGCGCCCGGCGAGGGGCGUGUGCACGGGCCGGGGACCUGCGGGCCCCAUGUUCACGGAGCUGAGGACCAAGCUGAGCCCCCCGCGAGGCCGCGCCGGGGCUGUGCGCGCCGGCUUCGGGGAGCGUCGGGAUGUGGACGCCACUGCCCACUUCAGCUUCUGCCGGACCCUCCUGGAGCACACGGUGUCAACCGAGAGCAUCCCCUGCCACCUGCCUAGGACACCAGGCACCAGCCUCACGUGGCAUGACUCACGCAGUCAGAGGGCAGCUGGCGGCCGGCCAGUCAAGCUCCUGCAGCAGCCUGGCACAGAGACCCCCCAGGGCCGGCUCUACUCUGACCACUGUGGCCUAUACCACACGAGUCCGUCACUGGGUGGCCUGACGAGGCCUGUGGUCCUGUGGAGUCAGCAGGACGUCUGCAAGUGGCUUAAGAAGCACUGUCCCCACAACUACCUCGUCUACGUGGAGGCCUUCUCCCAGCACGCCAUCACCGGCCGGGCGCUACUGCGGCUGAACGCAGAGAAGCUGCAGCGCAUGGGGCUGGCGCAGGAGGCGCAGCGGCAGGAGGUGCUGCAGCAGGUGCUGCGCCUGCAGGUGCGCGAGGAGGGGCGGAGCCUGCAAUUGCUCAGCCAAGUGAUGACCGAUCCCUUUGGUGUUGGAGGCAGCCGCCGGCUUCCAGGAUCCAGCAAGAGUGGGCCUGGGAAGGAGGGCAGCCGGAAUGAGGUCCGACUUCCUGUGCGGCACGACCCAACGAAGCUGGGACUGCCCGUGGCCCGGGGUGGGCAGACAGUGCCCAGCCAGGCCCCACUCUGCUUUGACCUGGAAAGUCCAGCCAGCGACAGGACAGAAGGAAAGAAAAAGGGGCGUCCGAAAGCUGAGAACCAGGCCCUCCGUGACAUUCCCCUCUCCCUGAUGAACCAGUGGAAAGACGAGUUCAAGGCGCACUCAAGGGUGAAGUGUCCAAACUCUGGGUGCUGGCUGGAGUUUCCCAGCAUCUACGGGCUCAAGUACCAUUACCAGCGGUGCCGAGGGGGUGCCAUCUCAGAAAGGCUGACCUUCCCAUGCCCCUUCUGUGAGGCUGCCUUCACCUCCAAGACCCAGCUGGAGAAGCACCGAAUUUGGAACCACAUGGACCGACCCCUCCCCGCCCCCAAGCCUGGGCCGGUCAGCCGGCCGGUCACCAUCAGCCGGCCCGUUGGAGUCAGCAAGCCCAUCGGAGUGAGCAAACCUGUCACUAUUGGCAAACCCGUGGGUGUCAGUAAACCCAUUGGCAUCAGCAAGCCAGUGACGGUCAGCAGGCCCGUGCCGGUCACCAAGCCAGUGACGGUCAGCAGGCCCGUGCCGGUCACCAAGCCAGUGACGGUCAGCAGGCCUGUGCCGGUCACAAAGCCCAUAUCGGUCACCAAGUCUGUGCCAGUCACCAAGUCUGUGCCGGUCACCAAAUCUGUGCCAGUCACCAAACCGGUGACUGCAAACAAACCGGUGCCGAUGACAAAACUUGUGACAGUUACAAAAUCCAUGCCAGUCACAAAGCCGGUGACGGUCAGCAGGCCCAUUGUGGUCAGUAAGCUGGUGACGGUUGGCAGGCCCAUAGCCAUCAACAGACACACACCGUCCUGCAAAAUGGUGCUGCUCACCAAGUCUGAGAACAAAACUCCUCGAGCCACGGGGAGGGGCAGUGGUAAGAAAAGGGCUGCGGACGGCCUGGACACCUGCCCCAUCCCACCCAAGCAGGCGAGGCCAGAGAACGGGGAGUAUGGGCCGUCCACCACGGGCCAGAGCUCGGCCUUCCAGCUGAGCACAGACUCCAGCAGUGGCACCCUUUCCCUGGGCAACAGAUCUUUGGGGGGCAAGGAGGCACUGAGGGCCACAGGCCCUGUGUCCCCACCUGAGGAGGGAGCGGAGCGCACAAAGCACAGAAGGAAACAGAAAACACCCAAGAAGUUUACGGGGGAGCAGCCAUCCAUCUCAGGAACCUUCGGACUCAAAGGCCUGGCCAAGGCUGAAGACAAAUCCCGCGGCUACCGCACCAAGAAGCAGGAGGGCCCGAGCCCUGAGGACGUCCGGAAGAAGGUGCAGGCCCCCACCAGCACCAUCAGCAAGGAGGUGCCGGCCCCUGUGGCCCACCCGGCCCCAGGUGGUCCUGAGGAGCAGUGGCAGCGGGCCAUCCAUGAACGGGGCCAGGCUGUCUGCCCCACCUGCAGUGUUGUCACCCGAAAGACCCUCGUGGGGCUCAAGAAGCAUAUGGAAGUUUGCCAGAAGCUGCAGGAUGCGCUCAAGUGCCAGCACUGCCGGAAGCAGUUCAAGUCCAAGGCCGGCCUCAACUACCACACCAUGGCUGAGCACAGCGCCAAGCCCUGUGCCUCCGGGGCCUCCGAGGGCAGCGAGCAGGAGGAGCGGGAGAGGCUGCGCAAGGUGCUCAAGCAGAUGGGGAGGCUGCGCUGUCCCCAGGAGGGCUGUGGGGCUGCCUUCUCCAGCCUCAUGGGUUACCAGUACCACCGGCGACGCUGCGGGAGGCCGCCCUGUGAGGUGGACAGUCCCUCCUUCCCCUGCGUCCACUGCGGCAAGACUUACCGCUCUAAGGCCGGCCACGACUACCAUGUGCGCUCGGAGCACACGGCCCCGCCCCCCGAGGAACCUGAGGAUAAGCCUGCCGAAGCUGAGGACCUGCUGGGUGUGGAGCGGACCCCCAGCGGCCGUGUCCGCCGUACCUCAGCCCAGGUGGCUGUGUUCCACCUGCAGGAGAUUGCGGAGGAUGAACUGGCCCGAGACUGGACCAAGCGGCAGAUGAAGGAUGACCUGGUGCCCGAGACCGCACGGCUCAACUACACUCGGCCAGGCCUCCCCACACUCAACCCCCAGCUGCUGGAGGCAUGGAAGAACGAAGUCAAGGAGAGAGGCCACGUCAACUGCCCCAAUGACUGCUGCGAAGCAAUCUACUCCAGUGUGUCCGGCCUCAAAGCCCAUCUUGCCAGCUGCAGCAAGGGGGACCAUCUGGUGGGGAAGUACUGCUGCCUGCUGUGUGCAAAGGAGUUUAGCUCUGAGAGCGGCGUCAAGUACCACAUCCUCAAGGCCCACGCAGAGAACUGGUUCCGUACUUCAGCAGACCCGCCUCCCAAACACAGGACCCAGGACUCAUUGGCACCCAAGAAGGAGGAGAAGAGGCUGGCAGGUGGGAAGAAGCGAGGCCGCAAGCCCAAGGAGCGGCCCCCCGAGGAGCCUGCCCCCAAGAUGCCCCCCUGCCAGGACGAUUGGCCCUCAGGAGGCAGAGACAAGGGGGCCCGGGGCUCUGCUGGCCGGAAGGUGGGAGCCGGCAAGGUGCCCGAGAAGUGAGCAUGGUGGCUGGCAGGUGGGUGGGGCCCAGUCCCCACGCUGGCCACCAGGUCCGCCUCUGUCCAGAGUGUGGGUAGCUAGCUCCAGGAGUCCUGCCCUCCAGUUCUCCACCCCCCACCCCUGCCUAUUCGUCUCUCCCCUCUCUGAAGGUGGCCCUUCUCUUGUGCAGGCUGCUGCAGGGCAUGCCUGGGCUGGGGCUCUCUGGGGAGGGCCAGUGGCAGCAACAGAAGUGCAAUAGCCUAGAGGGACAUCCGUGGACCUGGCAGAGUCUGGUCCUGGACGGCAGGAGGCGUCUGCGCCUGGGCCUCGGUGCCACGGGGCGGUGCAGAGCGGCCGGGGGUCUUUUGGCCCUCAUCAUGCAAGCUGCGUGCCUCGUCUGCUUCCUCGGGCCCAAGGCUCGGGGGUCCCUGGUUCUGCGCUGAUGAGGGUCCCUGAGCAGUCUCGCCUCUCUACCCAACACUGGAACCCCAGCACCCCCAGCUACCUCCCAGGACAGACCCUGAGUCUGACCUCUGCCGUGCUGACCUGACAGUCCUCCCCCAUCUCCCUGCCUCUGGUUUUCCUGCUUCUGCUCUCUACCUCUCCAGCACCCCCACCUGUGCGACCCCUGCUGUGCUUGGGCCCCUGCCCCCGGCCUGUGUCCAUGGUGGGGGGAGGCGGCCCUGCUGACGGGGGCUCUCCACCAUCCCGUUGGGCUCCCUGCUUGGGGUGAGAGAGGGGCUCUGCUUCUCCCACUUGCAGGGCUGCAGGAAUAGGGGUUCCAGGCUCAUGGGAACAGCUGCCAGCCCUGGGGGGGGGGGUCAAGUGGCACAUGUUCUGCCGACAUCACUGGCCUGGGUCGGGUCAACCUGACGGGUUAGGGAUGGGCAGUCUGGGCUCUAGGGUCGACCUGGGCCCCACUGGCAUGUGAGGCACAGAGCUGGGCCCGGCUCUGAGUGACCACUGCAGGCAGCAGCCUUGUGUCUGCUGUCCUGGGUUGGCCUGUGGCUAAGCUCCCAUGGGCGCCCCCUGCUCACUUUUUCACUGUCUCUUCCUUUCUGGCUGUGUGGUCUUUUGAUACGAGAGCUGAAGGCCAGGGAGGGCCUUGGUCAAGGUCACAGUGGUUCGAUGGGAACGCUGGGCUCUGCCUUGGCUCCCUUUGGGGCCCUGUGGACGGCUAGAUCUGCAGGUUGGGCGGGGGGUCGGGCGGAGUCCAGGGCACCUGGAGGGAGUGGCCUCCUCCCUGGGCCCUGCCUUCACACUGUGCAGGAGGAGGAGGUCCCGCAGAGCUGCUGGGUUUGGAUGGAGGCUGUUUUCCACUGGGGGGUGGGGGUGGGCUGAGGGCUCGGCCUUGCCGAUCCUGGAUGAUGUGAAUUUUGAUAUUUGCCCGUGUGCGUGUGUCUCCUGGGUGUGUAGUGAAUGCCAGUCUUGUUGCUGUGACAAGUAACAACCUUUUUUUUAUUCUGUUUUUUAUACAAAAAAACUUACAACAAUCUGACAUUUUGGUGCUAAGGGUUUCCUGGUGCCGAUGGUGGAUGGCCUGGUCCCUGGGGUCCCUCUCCUGCUCAGGGAGGCAAUGCUGACUGGGCACCCUGCUGCCCCCCAAGCUGCCGUCCUCAUCCAGCCCCUGGAGAGGAGGGGCUCCAAGCUGGGCUCAGCUCUCCUGGCCCUGCAGGAGGGCGACAGGUCCCUGGAGCUUUGGGGCCAGGGCGUAGCUCUGCCUGUGUCCUGCUUCUUCCUUUGGCCAGAAGGCUCUGACCCUGGGCAGACCUGUCCUGAUGUGCUAGGGAAGGAGAAUGGCGAUGGGGCCUCCUCUCCACUCACACAUACCUUGAUCUGAUCAUGGGGGAGGUAUGGGCACAUGGGUGUGAUCCAGUGUCAAAGGUCAAGGCGAGGUGGCACAGGCAGAGCUUUGGGGCAGGAGGGCUUUCUUUCCUGUGCUCUGGGUGUCACUAUGGUGUACAGCUGGUGGAGAUGGGCCAGGCAGCCACUGCAGGGGCAGCCUGACGAGGGGAGGUGGGGACAGGCACUGACAGGAGCCCCAGGUACACUUUCUCUGUCCUUGUCACCAAUGGCUGGAGGAGGUUGGACCAUAACACCUCUGCUGGGGGACAGCUGCCCGCCCCAGCCUCUCAGGUACUUGGCCCUUGGGGAGUGGGGGCUGGUUUUUGCUGGGGGGUGAGUUUCCAGGUCACCUCCCAAAGUCCACAGAUGGUCCCUGGUGUGGGAACCCCACCUAGGUGUGUGGGGAGAGGUGGGGUCCUGGAUAACUUGAUGUUUAGCACUUUAACCCCCUUCUUUGUCUUUAAAGUGGGCGUGGGGGCUGCUGCCAAAAGUGGCUAUUGGGUCGGACCCUUCUCUCUACCCCCCCCCCCCCCCCCCCGCCCCAUUCUUCCCUCCCUGCUUCCUGUGCUGUGGUUGGUGAGUGGCGGUGGCAAACUGUUUUGCAGAGCCCUCUGAAGUGGGCAGAGCCCUGGGUGGCUCAGCAGGGUCUGCCCACCUCCCACUCCAGUGUGAACACAGCCAGGUAACCGCCUGGCCUUGACUGACACCUUCAGUGAGAGGGACCAGAGUGGCAGACUCCCAGGGUGUGGUGGGCAUGGACUCUGCCCUACACCUAAGCCUCGGGCACAGUGCUGGUCCCAUCCUGAAGAUCUACCUCUGGUCCAGCCCAUCCCCCCUGCCCUGAGGACAGGAAAGGGCCCACUCAGGGGGCUGUCACUUCACACAAAAAUAGGAUUGCACUUUAUUUGCUUGUGCAAAGGCAGAUGAGGGUGCCUCCUGGUGUGACCAGUGGCCCUCCAAGCCGUAGCCCCUCCUGUACCUGUGGUUCAGAAGGGAAACAACGGGUGCGCCCUGACUCAAGGAGGGCAGGGCUGUCCCCACUAUGCAGGCCCCAGGUGGCUUGCCCUGGAGCCCUGGGGUUCAAGGGGUUCGGCCAGCACCUCGGGCCUGGUAGCCACACGUCCUGUGCUUUGGGUUUCUUGGUUUCGUUAUUUUAAUGCCAGUUUUCCGUACAUAAGUGCAUUUUGAAAGAGAGGUUCCAGCUAUCACUUGUAACCAUAUAUAUACAUAUAUAUUCUAUCUACAAAGUGUUUAUUUGCAAGAUGUUUUGACGGUGAGCUCGGGCCCUGCCCGCCUUGUGACCAUCUGUCCCCGGUCCUCGUACCUGCCUCCAGGCCCCGAGUGGCGCGGGGGCGGGCCAUCAACUGUAUGUAUUAAAAAUGACUGUAUCAAAUAAAUGUUUAUUGAUUUUUUUCCA
This is a messenger RNA of Hipposideros armiger (great roundleaf bat), 6835 nucleotides long. It is a transcript of the gene ZNF512B, whose product is annotated as zinc finger protein 512B. The transcript is spliced from 21 exons. Gene Ontology annotation, biological process: cell surface receptor protein tyrosine kinase signaling pathway. Gene Ontology annotation, cellular component: cytoplasmic side of plasma membrane. Lineage: Eukaryota; Metazoa; Chordata; Mammalia; Chiroptera; Hipposideridae. Gene Ontology annotation, molecular function: protein binding; zinc ion binding. The record is from RefSeq and is a predicted model, not a curated record. Bases 37 to 3594 code for a protein of 1185 amino acids.